This is a messenger RNA of Orbilia oligospora ATCC 24927, 3000 nucleotides long. RefSeq lists its product as uncharacterized. Bases 1 to 3000 code for a protein of 999 amino acids. NCBI's taxonomy places the organism in Eukaryota, Fungi, Ascomycota, Orbiliomycetes, Orbiliales, Orbiliaceae. The transcript is spliced from 2 exons. The record is from RefSeq and is a predicted model, not a curated record.
AUGUCUACCCUCCCAGAAGCAAUAAUUGACACCUACAAGAGGUACAAAGCCGGGACGAACCGUGUCAUCUCCUUUCUGGUUCAAUCCAGCCGUGCACCCGCCAAAGAUCUGGUUCCAAAACGCAAAUCAAAAGCUUCCAAGAAAAAAGGGAAAUCGGCCUCGAAAGUCAAACCCGAGAACAUCACUCUUCGAGAUCUUGUCCCAUUAGCUAAGAACGUUGUUAGCAAGGGGCUUAAGGUUCCAUCUCACCUUCUGUCAAUUCUCGAGGAUGUCAUCAAAGCCCGCUCGAAAUGUGCUAGAUGGUACCGCGGCCAAACUCCCCAUGGUCUUGCUUUCGAACAUGAAAAGCAUGAGCACUUCAUCAGAGUGUUGGAGGAAAUCCAUGCAAUUCUCAAACCAGCCGAGGGCUCUCAUCCAGCAUCAGCACAGAAAACGCAGCAGAGAUCGGAACUUUCUCCCCGAAAGGCUAAAAACCUGUUCGAGCACCUAGAUAGUGAGGAACCUCUUUGCAAAGGUUUUGAGAAUAUCACUAUUGACAGCAGUUACUUCGCCGAUGACUCAACUUCGAAGCCAACCGGAGCUAAGCAGAGUCUUGCUCCCGAAGAAUCAAAGCUCGAAGAGCAGCUCUUUGCUUUGUUCUGUUUCUUCCAGGAUAUCUCUGAUCUCCGACUAUUCAUCGGAAGAAUAUGGACGGAGUACAUGAAAGGCCAGUCUGGUCUUAUGAGCGUAGCUAUCACUACUGCCGCAGCUUUUGAUCUCAUCAAAAAGGCAAAUGAAGAGCUAAUAGCCCAAUUCCCGGAUAUGAAGCAGCAUACACAAGUGGUCAGGUUCUUCGAAAGAAACGGAUACGCCGUUACGGGCCCAAAUGGCAAGGGGUUUUCCGAAGCAGAAUGUGACCUCGAGAACGUGGAAGCAAUCUCACUCUCUCUGGCGCUCUGUGUCAAAACAUGGUACCGCGUUCUAAUGCCCCGUGUUCAUGAAAAAGUGCCAUCACUACCAAAGAAGAAGGCCGAAACCGAAGGGUCCUCAAGUCCGAGUUUGACUGAAUUUAAGUAUUUGGAUGCUCUCUCACUGGACUAUAUGGUUUUGGGUGGCCUAAUGCCUGACGCGCUUGAGGGUAUGGGAUAUCCUAUCCUCCAAGGAUUCCGAGAAGCUCAACGUACGAGAACCCUACCGAGCUGGCUCGUGAUCUCAUUCGAUAUCAUCACUAGGCUUCGUCAAACGCUAUGGCUAGAUGGGUCUGAGCAACCCUACGAUGAACUUUUGACCCAUUCACUAUCCGUCAGGAAACAGAUGACUUGUUUGAUCAAAUUUUCUAGAACAUGGGAGUCAAUCGGAUUACCUCACCUCGCAAACCAUGCCGACAUGAUCAAUGACCUAAUAAGCGAUCCCCUAGAACUCCUUACUAUAUGGACGGUCCAGGAUUUCGUAAAGCAAUUGAAAUCGGAGUUGAAAAUCCCUGGGGCCGAACUUUUGCAAACUGACAGGCACUUCCUCCUUCGUAAUGAUCCCGUCUUAUGCGGAUUGGUUCUUUCCCGUGUCCGACUCAGUAUCCAUAGCCUAGGAUUGCAUUUGGCAGUUCAAGACUCUGUAGUUGCCAUGGCUGCACAGGUUUACAACACUGGUCUGGUCAACGGACUGUUGAAGUCGAAAUGGCCGGAUAUGGAGGACUUGAUCAACAUCCAUGCACUAGACAAAACUUUGUUUAUCGGAAGUCGACCUACUACACCCGACGGUUGCUCCUCAAGAUUCUUCACCUCAAUGGGAUUCAGCGUCCAAAGCCGAGCAAAAGGAGGAACUUUCAUUGAAGCCCUUAUGAGAUUCGGUAAUGGUGAAAGGUUACCAUACAGAAUCCUUAACCGCCGACGGGAGAUAGGCUUCACCUCAGUUUUCGCCAAUGCUGCAAAGAAGGAGUUCAAAUGGUGUCUAGAUGAACUAACCUUCCGCUUCACCGAAGUUAUCGGCAACCAAAUAAAGCGUUAUUUGGAUCUUAAGAAAGAAAAGCUUCUGACAGAGUUCGAAAACCCCAUGCUCGACGAAACCACGGUUGCACAAUGGCAAAAGCAUAAAAAACUUAACCAGCUUCAAUUGCUCGAGGUUCUCUACAACAGCAUCGAAGCCGAUGAUUUUCACUUCAAUUUCGACUACAUUUCUAUGGCGGAGAGGUGCGCCAAGUUCCUCACUGUGGUUGACAAAGCAUCUAGAGAUCUCUUUUCUAUUGCUCUAGGUGAUUCUAUUCUCCUUCAGAAGUUGAGCACCCGGUCAAAUGUCUGGCCUAUAGCAAUUUUCGACGGCAGUGAUACCGGCAUGUUCAUUCUCAAACUUGCCUGCGACGCGCUCGUCCCCCUUAUCAAAAACCAAGGAGAUGUGGAACGCCGCAAAAACCUCUCCCUAAUUUGCAAAAAGGACAGAGACUUAGUUUACGUCGACGUUAAGGCCGUCCCGACCUUCCAAAGGCUACUGUCUAAGCUUCCGAACCCAUUUGAACAAAUACUCAUCACCACGAUGAUGGACGAAUUCCCGAAUUCCAACGUCUACCUUAUCGGACUCAACACCCAAUCAACCACCUCCAAUAAUCUUGCAGGGGCGUUCGUUAUGUUUUCACAAUCACGCGAGCUUUUAGCACAGCUAAACGAAGGUAAACCGACCCACGAAGCUGACGACGGAUGGAUGCCGUAUCGGGAGGCAUUGCUGUUUUGUUUCCUUGAGCUACUCGGAAAACAUCGAGAGGCGCUUAGAAAGGAAACGCACACAAAGGCGAGACGUACUGCAUUGGUUUUAUCGACUCGGCCAGAAUUUCCACUCGAAGAUCUACAAGCCGAAUUAGAUUUAAUUUGCAAGGAAGUCCCUGGGUUUCCGGAUAGCAUGCAGAAUUUAAAAGAUCGUGUUGGAGAGGCGUUUGAAUAUAGGGAGAAAAUGAUGGCUCUCGAGACGUCGACUAUGAUGGCUCAAGGGCGGGCCUAUGCUGAGACAUAUAAUUUUAAUCGAGGUGGCUAUUAA